AAAGAAGAAACACUGAAACUGAACCCAAAACAGAGAGAGAGCAGAGGAGCAGACCAAUCUCUUCCUCUCUCUGCAAUUUUGCUUUCUUUCUCAAUUUUCUUCUCCACGAUUGCCAGACGGACAGAGUGGGAAAACCAGUUUUCUUGAUUUAUAUCUUCCCUCUGAAUGGCUUCUUUAGUGUCUUCGCCAUUUACAUUACCUACCUCCAAAGCUGACCACCUUUCAUCUCUCUCCGGGAAGCAUUACUUUCUUCACUCUUUCCUCCCCAAGAAAACCAGCCAAACCAACUCAAGUUCAUCCAUCAAAGUGAAAUGUGCUGCAAUUGGCAAUGGCCUUUUCACCCAGACCACCCCCGAAGUCCGUAGAAUUGUCCCAGAUAAUAACCAGGGCCUUCCAACCGUCAAAGUCGUGUACGUAGUCUUAGAAGCACAGUAUCAAUCAUCCCUGACGGCCGCAGUCCAAGCCCUCAACAAAAACGAUAGGUACGCUUCCUUUGAAGUUGUGGGUUACUUGGUUGAGGAGCUUCGCGAUGAAUCAACCUAUAAAACCUUCUGUAAAGACCUCGAGGACGCGAACAUUUUUAUUGGGUCUUUGAUUUUUGUUGAGGAGCUUGCUUUGAAGAUAAAGGAUGCUGUGGAGAAAGAGAGGGAUAGACUUGACGCAGUGCUGGUGUUUCCUUCAAUGCCUGAGGUAAUGAGGCUAAACAAACUGGGUUCGUUUAGUAUGUCGCAGCUCGGGCAAUCGAAGAGCCCGUUCUUCCAGCUCUUUAAGAGGAAGAAGCAGUCUGCUGGGUUUGCAGAGAGCAUGUUAAAGCUUGUGAGGACUUUGCCUAAGGUUUUGAAAUAUUUGCCUAGCGACAAGGCUCAGGAUGCUAGACUGUAUAUACUUAGCUUGCAGUUUUGGCUUGGUGGAUCACCGGAUAAUUUGAAGAAUUUUUUGAAAAUGAUUUCCGGGUCUUACGUACCGGCGCUGAAAGGUACUAAGAUUGAAUAUUCAGACCCAGUUUUGUACUUGGAUAGCGGGAUUUGGCACCCUUUGGCUCCUUGCAUGUAUGAGGAUGUGAAGGAGUAUUUGAACUGGUAUGGAACUAGAAAGGAUGCUAAUCAAAAGCUUAAGGAUCCAAAUGCACCGACAAUUGGUCUGAUUUUGCAAAGGAGUCACAUUGUUACCGGGGAUGAAAGUCACUAUGUGGCUGUGAUUAUGGAAUUGGAGGCAAAAGGAGCAAAAGUAAUACCGAUUUUCGCUGGUGGGCUUGACUUUUCAGGGCCAGUGGAGAGGUAUUUGAUCGAUCCGAUUACUAAGAAACCGUUUAUACAUGCGGCGAUAUCGCUGACGGGCUUUGCGCUUGUUGGGGGGCCCGCUCGGCAGGACCAUCCAAGGGCUGUUGAAGCACUAAUGAAGCUUGAUGUGCCUUACAUUGUUGCAUUGCCUCUGGUAUUUCAGACAACUGAGGAGUGGUUGAACAGUACUCUGGGGCUGCACCCAAUCCAGGUAGCUUUGCAAGUUGCUCUGCCGGAGCUAGAUGGAGGCAUGGAGCCCAUUGUCUUUGCCGGUCGGGAUCCUAGAACAGGAAAAUCACAUGCUCUUCACAAGAGGGUGGAACAACUAUGCACUAGAGCAAUCAGAUGGGCCGAACUGAAGAAGAAAUCAAAGGCAGAGAAGAAGCUAGCCGUAACUGUCUUCAGUUUUCCUCCGGACAAGGGAAAUGUAGGAACAGCUGCUUACCUUAAUGUCUUCUCCUCCAUCUUCUCCGUUCUAAAAGAACUCCAAAGAGAAGGUUACAAUGUCGAAGGCCUGCCAGAGACUUCAGAUGCUUUAAUCGAAGAUGUAAUUCAUGACAAAGAGGCUCAAUUCAGCAGCCCAAACCUAAACAUUGCUUACAAGAUGGGUGUUCGUGAAUACAAAAGCCUGACUCCCUACGCCACAGCAUUGGAGGAGAACUGGGGAAAACCCCCAGGGAAUCUGAACUCUGAUGGAGAAAGUCUCUUGGUAUAUGGAAAACAGUAUGGCAAUGUCUUCAUUGGUGUUCAGCCCACAUUUGGCUAUGAGGGUGAUCCUAUGCGGCUAUUGUUCUCCAAAUCAGCUAGCCCACAUCAUGGCUUUGCAGCAUACUACUCUUUUGUUGAAAAAAUUUUCAAAGCUGAUGCUGUUCUUCAUUUUGGCACUCAUGGAUCUCUUGAAUUCAUGCCUGGAAAACAGGUGGGAAUGAGUGAUGUCUGCUACCCUGACAGUCUGAUUGGGAACAUUCCAAAUGUCUAUUACUAUGCAGCUAAUAACCCAUCCGAAGCAACCAUAGCCAAGCGCCGGAGCUAUGCCAAUACCAUUAGCUAUCUGACUCCUCCAGCAGAAAAUGCUGGGCUUUACAAGGGCCUUAAGCAGUUAAGUGAGCUCAUCUCCUCAUACCAAUCCCUUAAAGACACUGGCCGAGGGCCACAAAUUGUCAGCUCAAUCAUCAGCACAGCUAAACAAUGUAAUCUUGACAAGGAUGUGAAUCUACCGGAUGAGGGAGAGGAAAUAUCAGCGAAAGAACGAGAUCUUGUGGUUGGAAAAGUAUACUCUAAGAUCAUGGAGAUUGAAUCUCGCCUUUUGCCUUGUGGGCUCCACGUCAUUGGUGAGCCUCCAUCAGCCAUGGAAGCAGUUGCGACACUUGUUAACAUUGCUGCAUUAGACCGUCCUGAAGAUGGAAUUUCAUCGCUCCCAGGUACACUAGCUGAGUCUGUAGGAAGAAAUAUAGAGGAGGUAUAUAGAGGGAGUGACAAGGGAAUACUGAAGGAUGUAGAGCUUCUUCGGCAAAUAACAGAGGCAUCACGUGGAGCGAUUUCUGCCUUUGUGGAUCGAACAACUAAUAAGAAGGGCCAAGUUGUUGAUGUGGCUGAUAAGCUGAGCUCAAUCCUUGGCUUCGGUCUUAAUGAACCAUGGGUUCAGUACUUGUCAAGCACGAAAUUUUACCGGGCUGAUAGGGAAAAACUUAGAACAUUGUUUGUUUUCAUAGGAGAGUGUUUGAGGCUGGUUGUGGCUGAUAAUGAGUUGGGAAGUUUGAAGCAAGCAUUGGAAGGAAAGUAUGUGGAGCCGGGGCCUGGUGGUGACCCAAUCAGAAACCCUAAAGUGUUGCCAACAGGGAAAAAUAUUCAUGCACUCGAUCCACAAUCCAUUCCCACAACAGCAGCUAUGCAGAGUGCCAAAAUCGUGGUGGAUAGGCUGAUUGCGAGGCAGAAGGCUGACAAUGGGGGAAAGUAUCCUGAGACAGUUGCACUUGUAUUGUGGGGAACAGAUAAUAUUAAGACUUAUGGUGAGUCCUUGGCUCAGGUGCUGUGGAUGAUUGGUGUGAGGCCAAUUGCUGAUACAUUUGGUCGGGUAAACCGGGUGGAACCAGUAAGUCUUGAAGAGCUUGGAAGGCCUAGGAUUGAUGUUGUUGUUAAUUGCUCUGGAGUAUUCAGAGAUCUCUUUAUCAAUCAGAUGAAUCUCCUCGACAGGGCAGUAAAGAUGGUAGCUGAACUAGACGAGCCGGAAGACCAAAACUAUGUCAGGAAGCACGCACUAGAACAAGCCAAAAACCUAGGAAUUGGGGUUCGAGAAGCUGCAACUCGGGUCUUCUCCAAUGCCUCGGGAUCCUACUCCUCUAAUAUAAAUCUUGCUGUGGAAAAUUCUUCGUGGAAUGAUGAGAAGCAGCUCCAGGAUAUGUACUUGAGCCGAAAGUCCUUUGCUUUUGAUUGUGAUGCCCCUGGUGUAGGCAUGACUGAGAAAAGAAAAGUAUUUGAGAUGGCUCUGAGCACAGCUGAGGCCACGUUCCAAAAUCUCGACUCCUCAGAAAUCUCACUCACUGAUGUGAGUCACUACUUCGACUCAGACCCAACGAAUCUUGUACAGAACCUAAGGAAAGAUGGAAAGAAGCCUAAUGCAUACGUAGCUGACACCACCACAGCUAAUGCCCAGGUACGUACACUUGCUGAGACUGUGCGUCUUGAUGCACGAACCAAGUUGUUGAACCCCAAGUGGUAUGAAGGAAUGAUGGCUAGCGGGUACGAGGGAGUUCGUGAAAUUGAGAAGAGGCUUACAAAUACAGUUGGGUGGAGUGCAACUUCUGGCCAAGUUGACAAUUGGGUCUAUGAAGAGGCCAACUCUACUUUCAUUCAAGAUGAAGAGAUGUUGAAUAGGCUGAUGAAGACAAAUCCAAAUUCCUUCAGGAAGUUGGUGCAGACUUUCCUGGAGGCCAAUGGACGUGGGUACUGGGAGACUUCUGAACAGAAUAUUGAGAAGUUAAGGCAGUUGUACUCAGAAGUUGAAGACAAAAUUGAAGGGAUUGAUCGAUAAACUGUAAAUCUGACUGUUGGGAAAAGAUUGUAAGUGCAAAUAUCAAAGACAGACGAUUUCCUUUUCUUCCCGCGGUAAAUCAAUUCAUUUUCUUGGAUCA
Molecule: messenger RNA, 4411 nt
Organism: Juglans regia (Persian walnut)
Lineage: Eukaryota; Viridiplantae; Streptophyta; Magnoliopsida; Fagales; Juglandaceae
Product: magnesium-chelatase subunit ChlH, chloroplastic
Exons: 5
Coding region: 166-4311 (1381 amino acids)
Biological process (GO): chlorophyll biosynthetic process
Cellular component (GO): chloroplast
Molecular function (GO): magnesium chelatase activity
Source: RefSeq, a predicted model, not a curated record